Messenger RNA from Paramuricea clavata, 2374 nucleotides. NCBI's taxonomy places the organism in Eukaryota, Metazoa, Cnidaria, Anthozoa, Malacalcyonacea, Plexauridae. The record is from the annotation of a GenBank genome assembly.
AUGCGAGCGAAAUUUACGUUGUUAAAUCAUUUCAGUCAACGUUAUCCAAAAAUUCCAGUUUUCAAUGAAAAAUUCAAUGAUUGUGUUGGGAUUGCAUUUGAUCACAUGCAAGUAAGUCAAAUUACAAUAUAAUUUUUUGGUGUGAGUUACUGUACUUUACUGCUCCUGCACCAGCUGUAAACAAAAGAGGCUAUUACAUACCUGGAAAUAUUAUUAUACACAUGUUUCUCUGAGUUAACCCAUUAAGCGCCAGCGCUCUCCCCUUGACAAAUAAAAUUGUCUGGCGUUAGACAGAGUAAAAUACUAAAGUAGGGUGCAUCAGGGUGCAAUGCAACUCAAUGGGUCAACUAGACACAUGGGCAGAUAGGCCAGUUAACCCAUUAAGCGCCAGCGCUCUCCCCUUGACGAGUAAAAUCGUCUGGCAUUAGACAGAGUAAAAUACUAAAGUAGGGUUCAUCAGGGUGCAAUACAACUCAAUGGGUUAAUAUCCACACUGGGCAAGCUUGAAAAAAUAUGCAUGGCCACAGUGGGAAUUGAACCUAUGACCUUUGGAAUACUAGUCCAAUGCUCUGCCAACUGAGCUACUCUGUCGGGUCAUUUCAAGUAUGUGAUAUUUCCGAACUGAGUCUAGUUCCUUCAAUAUCAAUGCAAUCUAGUAAUCAUGAUUUUUAACCUAGCCUGCGAGCAGGCUCUCUCUGGGUGAAACAGAGCCUGCAAGGAUCCCUAUGAUGUUUAAGUGCAUGCGUCCAAUAUUUGGACGCAAAGCUCUGAUUGGUUGAUAACUGAUUCAAAGGAAGUGAUUGACAAGCUUCCGUAAACUACACUUCCCGUUUGUAAAACCGAGCAACGCAAAGCUUCGGAAUUGCUGCAAUAUAGAGAUAAAAGUGUCAUGUAUUUUGUAUCCUUGUUGACUUUUUACUGUAAAUUAAUAUAGUAUUCAUAUAAAGACAAAUACUAAAAGCUUGCAUGCUUUAUUGAGUGUCCUGUGCUUGUCUGACUUCUAGGCUAAGAAAAGACUGAACAAAUUCGCAAAUCGAAACCUAGGGACAAGGCAUUAUAUUGCUUCUCUUUCAUGCAACAAUAUUGAGAAUUAUUCUGAUAAUAUUCAGUGCAUAUUCUUUGGAUUAAGCUUGUUUUACAAUGUUAUACUGACUAUUUAAUAUUUAUAAGUAUGCAGCGUUAAAAUGUACAGUAAUUUACUUGUGACUUUGUUUACAAUAAUUAUCACAUGCAUGUUUACUGUAAUUCCACCUUUUGUUGCAAAAUUUGAACUAUAAACAUAUUAUUAAAUUAUUUCCAAUGUCCAUGGUAUAUCGUAUAUGUCUAUGUCUCACCAAAGCCAUAAAUUUCAGUAAGUUAUAUUUAUUAAUUUAUUACUAUACUGGAUAUAUAUAUUUUUAUUGCCGAUUGCAGCAUGAAGCAAUUCCAAACAACUGAAUUAGUUAGCAGGUAAUAUACAACUUUAAACUUACUGUGCCUACAGAAACACAUGCAAAUUGUAGUAAAAAGUACAACUUGAUAUAUUACACUGUAAAACCUCGAGCCGUUUUAACUUUUUUAGUAUGCCCCAGUGGCAGUUUCUAUACGAAACUAUAAACGAAAGAAUACAAUAUAAAAGGAGUUCAACGUUUAUCGGUUUAUGUUUACAAUAUUGAAGUGUAUUUCCGGUCUGUGCUGAUUGGUUGUUAUUAAUUGACCUGUGACAUCAUAAUCGAAGGGCGGCAUGCAGUCAUAGGAAUUCUUGCAGGCUCUCUUUUACCCAGAGAGAGAGCCUGCUCGCAGGCUAUUUUUAACCUGACCACAGCUCAGUUGGCAGAGCAUUGGGUUAGUAUUCCAAAGGUCGUGGGGUCGAUUCCCACUGUGGCCAGGCAUAUUUUUCAAGCUUGCCAGUUGUGGAUACUCACUCAGAGUAACAUCACAAACAUAUUCACCUAGGUGAGUACAUUACACCAACACAUAAAAAAAAAUCACUAUUACACAUUUUCAUACUAUAGAUUUUCUGCCACAUUAUAAAAUUAAUUCAAGAAUUAGGUAAUUUACAGUAGAUUGUAAAUAUUGAACUAUGCAGUUAUUUUAUUCAAACCUUUGCAUGGCUGUAAUUUCUGACAAUGGAUUUAUUUCUGUUGUUUGGUAACAUAAUACUAUAAGCGCAUGUGGAAGCGGGGCCGUUUCAGCCAAUCCAACAAUGCCAAAUUUCCGCAGCUCAGCAACCAAUUAAAUUCUGCAAAAGACACUGUCCAUGCACCUCCGGAGUUGUUGGCUGAAGGAAAUUAUUCUGUAUCUAAUUUGUAGGUAAAUUUUCAGAAUCUUUGUGGUUUACCGAAACUUCUUCAACCACUACAUGAAAUAUUCAAAGAAGAAAUCGAAGAACAAA